AUGCCGCGCGCUCCGCCGCCGCCAGAUGGCGACGAAGUGAAGGCGGCCAUCCUGGCCUCGCUCUUCUCGCGCACGGACAGUGAGGGACACUCGGAGGAGAACCUCGUCGACUAUCUCGAAGUUCAUGAGAAUGAUUCUGGUGGCGCAAAGACGCGUUUCCUUAUUCUUGCAGUGACCAAGAUGGGCAAGUGCGUGAUGCACAAGGCGCGUCGCAACUCGAACGGCAGCUUCUCGGUCGGCAAGACAUGGUCGUUGGACGAUACUCGCCAGGUCGAGCAGCUUGGGCCUCUGCACUUUGCCUUGACAAUGACGCAGCGGACGUACCAGUGGACAACUGACAACCGCGGCGACCUCACCGUCUUCUUGAACAACUUUGUCCAGAUGUAUCGCAAGAGCCGCGGCCAGAACCCUCCUCUUGUCAACUUUAUCCCCUCGGACGCCGGGCUUGGACACGCGCCGCAGCCCCCAGGCCAGCCAUAUGGCGGACACAGGCAGCACCCGAGUGUCUCGUCGCUCGCGCCCAGUGUCGCGCCGAGCGUCGCACAGAGCCACGGAGGGUCGCUCGGUCGUCCGCCAUCUCGCGGGUCGGGAGGUACUUCGCCCAUGAUCCCGCCCGCUUCCAUGGUGCACUCUGCAACCCCCGCAUCGUCCCGUAUGCGCGGAGCCGGCACAUCGUCGGCGUCGCCAGGGUCGCAGCACUCGGAUCUCCUGCCGCCCCGCGGACUGGGCCGUGGCGAACGCAGCGGGUCGUUUUCGAGCGACGCAGGCCGCUCAGUGGGCAGUUCGGACGGGUUUGAGGGCCGCAAGGCGCUCGUCUCGUCUGGUGGACCUGCAGCAGCACGGAACGGCGCGACUACACCGUCUGGCCCGUCCAACACUGCCGGUGUCGGGAACUACGGCAUCGGUCUCGGACGGCCUGGUUCGCGCAGGCAAGGGUCUGGCGGCGACGACAGGCUGCCUGUCGACCAAAGGCUCGCGUCUGCCACGUCCAACUACCCCAACAACAACCAGACCCAGAUCGGCAUGGCACGCCGGCCGUCGGGCUCGAGCAUCCCCCCGAUUCAUGAGCCCUUGAACGAGGAAGACCCCUAUGGCGGCAUGGAGAUGGAGGAAGAAGUCCUCAUCCCGCCCGUCUCUGUACAGCCCCCAGACGAACCCGAGGUUCUCAUCCCGCCGGUCGUGAAUGAGCCACCAUCGGAAACUGGAAGGAGGACGCCAGCGACGAGGAGUGAACCACUACCGCACGACUCGAGCCUGGGGCCACCUGGCUCGUCGCUCGCUCCACCACAGGCGCGUGAACAGCCGGUCUCGUCUGAUAACCCCCAACGCCGCGUCUCGUUCCACCCCCCACCGCUCACGACAGCGUACUCGCGCGACGUGUUGUUGACAUCUCGCACCGGAUACCUCGGUGCCGAAAUCAUGCUCGCCGACGACGACGACGACGAGGCCGGUGACGCCAUCAUGGCCAACGUCGAGGAGAUGAUUGAGGGCUUUGACUGGACGGCCGCGACGGCUGCGACGGGCGAGGCGAGGAGCAAGGGCACCGACGCGAUCGAAGGCCGGUUGCUAGACGAGCUGUCGGCGCUCGAAUCGGCCAACAUCCACGCCUUUCUGGAAUCGGACGACCGCAUCGACCAGGUCCUCUCACAUAUUGACGAGGCGCUCGCCGAGCUCGACGACAUUGACAUGCAGCUCACCGGAUACCGGAUGCAGCUCGACGUUGUCUCAGAGGACAUUCAGUACAUCGAGGGCCAGAACCGCGGUCUCCAGGUCCAGACGUCCAACCAGCACGCUCUCUUGAACGAGAUGCGCCAGCUCCUCCAGAUCACAGAUGUGCCCAAGGAAGACCUGCAAAAGCUCCUGCAGCUCAGCCCGUCUACCAAGCGCGGCGUGCAAGACCUCGAGCUCGCCGCCGCGUCCCUUUACAAGGCCCUCCAGGCCAGCCGGGACACUGCCAACGAGGUCGCUGCUACGGUCGCACAUAUCCAAGAGUACCGCGCUGCCUCGACCACGUUCUCGACCAGGAUCCUCGAGUACCUCGACAUUGCGUUCAAGCACCAGUCGGACCAGACCUUGGCCGACUACCGCAAGGAGACGGCUACCAAGCGCUCGCUCAAGCUCAUCCCGCACAUGACGCUGGGGCAAAGUCUCAUGACGUACGAAGGUCUCGUGCUCUACGUCAAGGACAUGGACGAGGACAAGUACAAGAAGCUCUGCCUCAACUAUAUCACGACCAUCUCCAAGCUCCACCAGUCCGAGAUGAGCGAGCUGCUCAUGAACCUCAUCAAGGCGCUCAAGCCCAACCAAAACGGCGCCACAGACGUCGCGUUUGCCAAGGCGGCCGGCGCGCCCGUCAAGUCUACCGCCAUCGGUGCCGGUGUCGUGCGCUCCAAGACGGUGUCCAGGAGGCCAAACCACAAUGGGUCCAAGGCAAAGGAAAAAGAGGGCGACGUGGCGACGCGCAAGGUCCUCGGCAUGGGCGAGGUGGUCUCGCAGAUUGUGACCGAGGACGACUUUAUCAACGCCUUCCUCCACCUCGCAGACACCGAGUCGACGUUUGCAGACUACAUGGAGCUCGACACGUACUUUCGCCGCCAGGCCGCUCGUCACGCCAGCGGUCUGUCUUCGAGCCUGGCCCAGAUUGCCCGUUCCGUCAUGGACCUCAUGUUCGGCUUUGUCGAUGGCGAGUUUAAAAACUGGAUCGACGCCGCCAUCCAGAAUAACACGGCGGCCAUCGUCGGCAUCAUUGCCACCACUGAGCAGUUGCAUUCGGACGCACAGCAGGAGGGCACGAGUUUGUUCCUCUUGCAGUUCCUGGAGAAGCAGCUCGGACGCCAGAGGCAGGUGUUUGACGCGUUCAUUAACGAGCAAGUCAAGGCCAUCGACGGAGCCAAGAUUUCCAUCAAGAAGCGCCGCGGAGUCUUCUACUUUGUCCGCCACUUCCCCGUGUUUGUGGACCGCAUCGAGUGCCAGCUCGACAACUGCGACGAGCUUCAGGUGCGCAAGCGUGUCAAUGACGCGUACGAGCGCGUGGUCGCGUCCGUCCUCGGGUCGCUGCAGCACGUGUCCAAGAUUGUCGCGGCCGAAACAAGCUCGGGCGAGGACAAGGGCCAGCUCUACUUCCAUGUGGUGAUGAUUGAGAACUUGCACGUGUUUGUGGAAGAGGGUGCGCACCUCAAUAUCCCGUCGCUUGCAGUGUACCUCCAGCGCGCCAAGGGCCUGUACGAGGAGAACCGCAAGGCGUACAUCAAGAUGAUGCUGCGUCGCGGCUUUGCCCGUCUCAUGGACUUCUUCGACGGCGUAGAGCGCGCGCUCAAGACCAUGCCCGCCAACGAGGUCCACCUCCACUCGUCAUACAACCGCUCUGCGCUGAAAAAGGUGCUCAAGGACUCGGGCGCAAAGGACAUGCGCAAGUCGGUGGAAGCCAUGGCCCGCCGUGUCGACAAGCACUUCACACACGACGACGAGAGCAGCAGCGGCAUUGGCGGCGGCGGCGUCGGCGGCGUCGGCGGCCAGGGCCACGGAGCGUCCAGUGGCGGAGCCCACGACCCGGCAACGCAGGCGCUCAUCGCGAGCAUGUGGCGCGAAAUCUCGUCCGAACUCCGCCGCGAGACUCAGCGGGCCGCCGACUACAUUGCGAAGAGUUACGCAGACGCGGGCCUGCAGCUCGAGUACAAUGCGCGCGACGUCGAGGCCGUGUGCGUCAAGACCAAGCGCGCGGCCUAA
This is a messenger RNA of Apiotrichum porosum, 3726 nucleotides long. RefSeq lists its product as uncharacterized. Gene Ontology annotation, cellular component: plasma membrane; exocyst. Lineage: Eukaryota; Fungi; Basidiomycota; Tremellomycetes; Trichosporonales; Trichosporonaceae. The transcript has 7 exons. The record is from RefSeq and is a predicted model, not a curated record. Gene Ontology annotation, biological process: exocytosis; Golgi to plasma membrane transport. Bases 1 to 3726 code for a protein of 1241 amino acids. Gene Ontology annotation, molecular function: phosphatidylinositol-4,5-bisphosphate binding.